Messenger RNA from Ostrea edulis (European flat oyster), 6644 nucleotides. RefSeq names its product adhesion G protein-coupled receptor L1-like. The transcript has 19 exons. Gene Ontology annotation, cellular component: membrane. Lineage: Eukaryota; Metazoa; Mollusca; Bivalvia; Ostreida; Ostreidae. Bases 2105 to 4639 code for a protein of 844 amino acids. Gene Ontology annotation, biological process: cell surface receptor signaling pathway; adenylate cyclase-activating G protein-coupled receptor signaling pathway. Gene Ontology annotation, molecular function: G protein-coupled receptor activity. The record is from RefSeq and is a predicted model, not a curated record.
UAUUUGUUUUGGCCAUACUUUUCACAUUAAAUACUUUAGGUAAGUAGAUUUAUUUACAUUUUUUUUUUUUUCAGAAAAGAACUCGAAUUUGGUGAACAUCUUAGAUUGACCUAGCAAUUAUUAUGCACAAUCGAUUAUUUUAGUAGUUUGAUAAUUUGAAUAUUCUAAAACUUCAUAAAUUUGUGAUCAAAAUCAAUGAUUUCUUCUUUUCACAUUGUCAGCAAUUGCUCAUUAUAUUUAUACGAUUUGCUAAAGAUGGAGAAUUUAAGUGGCAAAUGAUAUUUCAAAGACUGCAUCAGGAAUUGGAUUUUAUGUAUAAUUUUGUUUUGAAACCGAUAAAGUAAGCCAUGCAUGAUAAUUAGAUGCAAACUAGCUUGAAAAUGCAAAUGAGCAUGAUAAUGACGUAGACUUGUUAAAUAGAGGUAAAUCGAAAUCGACCUAGGUAAGCAUUGUGUGGUCAAAUGAAAUACCGACAACAAAGAAUUGUAGAAAAAAUCAACCUUUUUUACAGCUUUGAUUAGCGACAGUCUCAAUUAAUUCUGAAAAGGAUAGGAAGCGGUUUGAGAGCACUGUAUGACGGAAAACCACUACUAAAGUCGGAUGUCAAAUAACAAAAGCCUAGACACAAGUAGUAUAUAGAUACGGGGGAUAACGGUGUUUAAACUUAGGCUUAGUCCCCCCUCUCCCCCCAAAAGAGGGUUAUAAAUACGUGUAGGCCACCUCUUUCUGUGUCUAUUUUAGUCAGUUCUUCCUGUACGUCGCUCGUCAUUUUAUAUCUAUAAUGAUUUAUCACAAGUGUGCAGCUUAUAUUCGUCAUUAAUUAUUUAUCAUCACGCCCGUUUUAAGGGCAUGUAAUUAGAAGGAAGUCUUCAUACAGCUUCUGAUCUAGAGAGUGAAAUGUAUAAACCUCCGCCAGAGGAAGGGUGCAAGGUCUAACAAUCUUUUUGUUGUGCUGGAGAACUGCAGUCAUUUACGUUAAUGUAUAAUAAUGGAUCUCAUUAUAUUUAUUUUGUCCCACAGAAAUAAUUUUUAUUCCUGUAGAUAAUAGACCUAUUUUCUUUGGCUAAUUUAGACCAUUCGAUAAAUACAGGCAGUUAGACCUUUAUAACAUAUCAUUUUUAACUUUUCAAAUAACCUUGUCCGAAGGUCAGCAGAAAUCAUCAGAUUCCGUGUAAAUUAUACGACCUUCCACUUUUAAAAAAAAGAUAUUUGGUUAGAUAAUCAUUAAUUAUAAUUCUAAAAGCUCGCAUUAUCAGAUGGUGUUUUAGAAGUGUUUUCCGUUUAUAAGUAGUUUGCCUUUCUUAAUUCAAACGAGUCAAUUUGUUCGAUACUUAAAGCAGUACUGAUAAUGAUGUAAUUUCAGACGUCAGGCGUCUAAAUGUCUCCACAGUACUUCCAGACUUUGUAAACAGGGGAUGUGUCUGAAUGCAGUUUCUCUGGGUCAGCGUACCUAUAUAUCCUCCCUGUAUUCGUACAUAACUUGAAAUAGCUUGAAAAUUAAGGAAUUAAGGAAUCAUUCUUCUCUUUCUCUCCCCCCCCUCUCUCUCUCUCUCUCUCCGAAUCUCACUCAAGAUUUUCCCACACCAGUUUCCUUUCCCCCCAAAUAACAUUCAGCACACACCACAAUUUGACACGACUAAAUAAUGAGAACAGAUGAGAAAAUUAAUACAGACUGGGUUUUUUUAACACUCUGAUAAGGCAUAUACAGAAUUUGAUGGGAGGCUUUUUUAACGUUACCGCUUGCUGUUGUUCUCUAAACUAAUUUCUUUUGAUGAGAUGUAUUUCGAUGCUAGAUGGAUCAUGCCCAGCGAUGCAGAUUGUUCUCGAUGAUAUAACUAUGGGUUAAUUCCGAUCUAUAACAGAUAAAAGUAUUUCAACAUUUGUGGACUUUCAAAGUAAAUUCAUAGUCCAUUCCGAGCCGAAGUGUACUCCUCCUUGGAAGCGCGUACACCGAGGUUGUUACCUGUUUAACAGACAGUUAUCCACGUGGUACGAGGCGCAACAGUCCUGUCAUGACGUGGGCGGUUUCUUGGUCUCCUUGUCCAGCAAAACAGAAGCGAUUCGAGUGUUACUGAACAUUCACCCUCUAAUCCGGACGGCGUCCAUGAAACAAUGGUGGCUAGGCCUGUCCCUCAACAAGACGAUCGCCAAGUGGAAAUGGGAGGACGGAAGUGACCUCCACACAAACGUCAUAGCAUGGAAACCUGGCGAGCCAAAUAAUUCUCUAAGAAAAGAACAAUGUGGAGAAAUGAACAUUCAAGGCAAACUGAACGACCAAAAAUGUGACUCGCUGAACCCCUUCAUAUGCGAGCAGCACCCGCCCACGUUACCUCCUCCUUCCAUCGCAACCACUACAAGUGCACACACAACAACGAUUUUACCCACAGUUGUGACAAGAAAUCCGACACAUAAUGUGAAAACGACCACAUUUUUUAACCUAAACAGGACGUUUACGGUAGGAUACAAACAGGGGAAAGUGACACUAGUCAAAAAACACCCCCCGGAAUUGUCCACAGAAGCUAUGACGCCGAAAGACAACAAAGACCUAGACACAGAAGACCCUGUUAACGACCCUCAAGUAAAGACAGACGUGACAUCAGAACCUUCCAAUAUUGUGAGAACUACAUCAAGACCAUCUCCUAUCUCUCCAAAAACUACGCUUGACACAUCCAAACAAGACCAUCCAACACAGACGUCUCCCAAGCUCCAUGAAAUUCGCACUCCCAGCACACAAAGAGCAAAUGAAAAGGAAGACGAAAGCCAGUGCACACCUUUGGAAGCCUAUGAUAUAUCGUGGCCAAGGGCGAGCAAGGGAGAAGUCGUCAGUCGUCCGUGUAAAACUGGAUCUGGAUUCGCUACCUGGCAAUGCGAUGAUAAAACAGCAGAAUGGAAAGGAAGACCUGAUAUUGACGACUGUGUAUCUGAAGAUAUGAAAAAAAUCCUUCACCAGAAAGUGGAUACCGCGGAGGAUGUGUCCCAGCUAACAGCGGAUCUGGUGGACGUUUUAGAUGCUGGCAAAAGAACGGUGUCUGAUAUCAUUACAACAACGCGUGUGUUCAAAUCCAUCCCCAAAAUAAGACCAAAAGAUGAAGAGGAAUUCAGAACUCUUGCACAAGACACCAUUUCAAUUGGAAGUUUGUUGGUGAAGCAGACGAUGGACGCUUCAGAACUAUCGUCUGCGGACAAAAAGCGCGCUGCCUCUGUCAUCCUGUCAGCGAUUGAUGAUGCAGCCAAUGAGCUGUUGGAUUCCAUUGACAAGCCAAUGGCUUUCCAAACGAAAUCCCACACUAUUUUGGCCAUGUUCUACGUUUUGGAUUCUGCCUCCGCAGCCGAUAUGAGGUUCAACAGUGACGACACCGAUUCAGAUUUUCUAAUACCUUCACAUGCGAUAAAACAUUACAAUAGAAAUGGUUUAACAAAAGUGGUUUUCAUGAAGCACACUAACGCAGCCGAUUUACUUCCCGUCCCUGACAUCAACUACACUGUCCUGAAAGACAUCCUCAGUGCUUCCAUUCCUGGAUUUGACAUCAAGAACCUUCAAGAUCCCGUGACAUUUACCAUGAAACUAGAAAAAAGCAGAUUAUCAGGAUCUCAUAUUGCAACACCUCUCUGCUCAUUCUGGAAUUUUUCAAAAGGGGAGGUUGGAGAUUGGUCACAGGAUGGUUGUAUUUUGAGAUAUAAGAACUUCACACACGUCAAAUGCCAGUGUAACCACCUGACAAACUUUGCAAUUCUUAUGGACGUGUCCGGAGUUGAGUUGGGAUAUGAGCACGUCCUGUCGUUGACCUUCAUAAGUUACAUUGGUUGCAUCGUUUCUAUCAUCUUUCUGGCCACCAGUUGGCUGACAUUCCAAUGUCUAGGGUCUUUACAAGGCGAGAGGAACUCUAUUCACAAGAAUCUGGUGUUUUGUCUCUUCAUAGCAGAGAUCAUCUUUGUAAUUGGUAUCGGGAGAACUGAACAAAAGGUCGCCUGUGCUGCCAUAGCGCUUCUUCUUCACUUCUUUUUUCUGUCCGCCUUCACGUGGAUGUUGAUGGAAGGGAUUCAUAUCCUCGUCAUGUUGGUGCAAGUGUUCGACGCGGCCAAAUCCAGGCUUAAAUAUUACUACCUCGUAGGAUACGGUGCCCCUAUCAUAGUAGUCGGAAUCACGGCUACGACAGACUUUACUGCGUACGGAACAGAUAAUUAUUGUUGGUUGACGACUCAAAACUGGUUUAUCUGGAGUUUUGCGGGACCAGUAGCUCUAGUGCUUGUGGUGAAUGCUCUAGUGCUUUCGUAUUCCAUGACAAUGGUGUGUAGACAUUCUGCUUACGUUUUUUCACAAGAUCAAUCGCAGUCAGGGACUUUCAGAGCAUGGAUCCAAGGUGCUUUUGCUAUUGAGGUCCUGCUUGGUUUGACUUGGGUUUUUGGGUACUUUUUCAUCAACAAGGAGACUGUGGCAGUAGCUUACAUAUUCACUAUACUCAACAGUCUUCAAGGCCUCUUUAUUUUCAUCUUCCACUGUGCUAUGAACAGAAAGGUGAGGGGAGAAUACAAGAAACUUGUCCGUCUCAGCAAGCGAGCGCCCUCUACAACUAAACCACAAUCCAACUCAGUCCGGAAACAGAGUGGUUCUUAUGAAUUGUAUGUUCCUUCCUCCUAAUCCUAAAGAAUUCCCAAAGUUUAAAAUUACCCAGAAUUCCAAGUUUGGUGUAUUGAUGCUAACUCACAAAUUGCCAUUAGAAUCUACUAUAUUGUUUGGAUCACACUUCUGCUAAGCUGUAUUACUCAAUCCAUUUAGCUGUAUAGAACUGUUGUUCUCAGGGUCUUUUUUUUUGGAGGAGGGGUGUUCCCAAAGAGCUACAGUUCUGCAGCUACAUUUCAUUUUGACAUUACAAUGUACAAAAGGUCUUCCAACUAUCUGCUUAAUCCAAAACAAUUUAAAAAAAAAAAAAAAAAGUAUUGGUAGCAAUUAGUUUUGUAUUCAAUUGAUAUUUUGUGCAAUAUGGAUUGUUUUCUUUGUAAAUAUUAGUGAUCAGUAUUGAAAAGAGUUUUCUUGCGAUUUGUUAAGGUGCGCAUGCGUAACUAUGAUUUCACAUCCACUAUGCUCAUCAGGUACUCAUGGUUGUCUGUCUGCUUUUCAUGGUGUGGCUUGUGGUCUAAUAUUCUAAAUGCUGAGAGUAAACCAGAUACACUGAAACUUCAGUAAGUUCUUGGAUAUUUAGUUACAUUUGUUUUAUAUUGAAACCAAGAGCCAAGAUAUCUGUAUUAUUUUGGUAGAAUUUUUGCUCCCUCUGUCUUAGUUAGCUAAGUUUUUAAUGAUAUGCAAAAUAACUUAUGUUGUUGAAUCAUUUACUUGGAAGGAGGUGGCAUUUUUGCAUGGUUAAUAGAUCCUCCCCCCCCUUUUUUUUGGGGGGGGGGGGGGGGGGGGGAGGUUGUAAACUGGCUUUUUGGGAACUACAGUAAAACCUGUCUAAUCAACCUGUCUAAUUUGAUAUGUUCUACUACAAGACCGAGUCAAAUCAAAUAGGAUGUUAUAUUGUAGGGUGUAAGUAAUAUGGUAAAAAGACCUACAGUGACACAUGUAUCAAUUAGAUAGUGUUAACUGUACUAUAAAAGUUUCAGAGCCUUCGACUGUUAAAUUGUUCUCCAGAAAUAUUGAUCCCCCACAAUUGUAAAUAAUUGCAUAGUAUUACACCGAUGUUUUCUCUUAAUAGAAGUCCCAAAUAUUACAUGUAUGAAAAAUCAUGAUCAUGUAUUAAAGGGACUGAUUCACGAUUUCCCCCCAAAUUUUGUUUUUCACUUUUGAUGAUGAAAAUUUACUGUCUAAUGUGUUUAAAGGGUUUCACAAAAAAUUAAGAUUUAUAUACAUUAUCACAGAAGCUCAUUGUAGAGAGUUUAUCAUUUCUUUUGUAAACAAAGAUUGCGGUAUGUUAUUUUUUACUAAGAGAAAUGGAUAUCGAUAUAAGUGUAUUAUAUCUAUCACAUUUCAAGUAUUCUUUAGGUAAAAUAUGUCAUCUGAAAGUUAAAUUUGUGACUGUGUAAACUUAAGAUGGUUUUAAUUACAAAAUUAAUUAAUUGAGAGUCUUUGUUUACAUAACACAGAGUUCAGGCUAGAAUAUCGCUUUUAUUCUUGCAUUUAGAAGGUCAAAAUUUUGGCUGGCAACAUUAAAUGAGUUAUAUUUUUAAUGUUAAAACAUUAAAAAUAAGAAAUACUUUUUUCAAAAAAAAACGUGAAUCAGUCCCUUUAAAGUAAUUUUUGUUCAUUCUUCUACUGAUAUAUUUACUCAGGGUUGUACAUAAUUGUUAUGCAUGGUUUUGACUAUUUCAAAUGGGGUGAAACACUUUAAGAUAAGAGGAAAGAAUAAAUGCAUUCUUUCAACAACAAAAAUUGUUGCAAUACCAAAGAAUUGUUGAAAUAUUCAUGAAACUCACUUUUUGUUGUACAUAAAUAACAAGAUAUGUUUAUUUGCUGUGAGGGGAAGUUGUUUUGUUUGUAUGUUGUAUGUUUAUAGUGUACGUAUAUUACGUAUUUUUUCUAGUUGUUACGUAUGGUAUGAUGCCUCACUGCCAGGUCUCUUAAUGUGGUUCAUGUGUUACGUUUUACAAUUUGAAAUGUACACAAUUUUAUACAUUUUAUACAAUAAAUUGUUAUAUUAAAAAUAUAU